Nannospalax galili (Upper Galilee mountains blind mole rat) is the source of this 3383-nucleotide messenger RNA. RefSeq names its product G protein-coupled receptor 65 (gene Gpr65). The transcript has 2 exons. NCBI's taxonomy places the organism in Eukaryota, Metazoa, Chordata, Mammalia, Rodentia, Spalacidae. The record is from RefSeq and is a predicted model, not a curated record. The coding region runs from base 473 to 1483 and encodes 336 amino acids. Gene Ontology annotation, molecular function: G protein-coupled receptor activity. Gene Ontology annotation, cellular component: membrane. Gene Ontology annotation, biological process: G protein-coupled receptor signaling pathway.
CUUCUUGAUACAGACAGAUGUGCCAGUCUCAGUCAAGAAAAGCAUCACUCCAGAAACAGGUUCAUCUUUCCUACAGAAUCAAGCACUGUUUAAAAAGAAUGUCAGUGUCUGAGAAAAUAGAGACUUAUAUAUUUGUGUUUUUACCAAUCUGCAACCUUCAGUGAAAUUCAUGGAAAAAGAGUUCAGCACUUUCUGGAAGCUAAACACUCUGUAAUAACGACUGUACAGACUUCUGUUCAUUAAAUUCAGCUGAUGACUUUAGGUAACCUCAAGGAAUCUAGUGAUUAAUAGUCUAUAUGAAAAACUGAUCUAUACUAUCUUCUAAAUUCAUUGAUGAAUUGAUGAGAACUUUAGAAACCAAAGAUAUUUUUUAAAUCCUAGUAAAAAAGAGAACUUAAUGUUGAAAGACUGUGAGGCAAGGCUUCUUUUCCUGUUUGCCUCCUAAGAACUAAUGUAAUUGCCACCAUAAAAAAUGACAAUGAACAGCACAUGUAUCGAAGAACAGCAUGACCUUGACCACUAUUUGUUCCCAGUGGUUUACAUAUUUGUUUUUAUAGUCAGUGUCCCAGCCAAUAUUGGAUCUUUAUGUGUAUCCUUUCUGCAAGCAAAGAAGGAAAACGAACUAGGGAUUUACCUCUUCAGUUUGUCACUGUCAGACUUGCUGUAUGCACUGACUCUGCCUCUCUGGAUUAAUUACACUUGGAAUAAAGACAACUGGACUUUCUCUUCUGCUUUGUGCAAAGGAAGUGCUUUCUUCACGUACAUGAACUUUUAUAGCAGCACAGCGUUCCUGACCUGCAUUGCCUUUGAUCGGUAUUUAGCAGUUGUCUAUCCUUUGAAGUUUUCUUUUCUAAGAACAAGAAGAUUUGCAUUCACAACCAGCCUGUCUAUCUGGAUAUUGGAAUCCAUCUUUAAUGCUGUCAUUUUGUGGGAAGAUGAGACAGCUGUUGAAUACUGUGAUGUUGAGAAGUCUAAUUUUACUCUAUGUUAUGACAAAUACCCUCUAGAGAAGUGGCAAAUAAACCUCAACUUGUUUAGAACUUGUACAGGCUAUGCACUGCCUUUGGUCACCAUCAUGAUUUGCAACCAUAAAGUCUACCAAGCUGUGCGGCACAAUCAAGCCACAGAAAACAGUGAAAAGAUAAGAAUCAUAAAGUUGCUUGUUGGCAUCACGUUGACUUUCGUGCUGUGCUUUACCCCCUUCCAUGUGAUGGUUCUAAUCCGCUGCAUUCUAGAGCGUGAUGUGAAUGUCACUAAGUCUGGAGAGAAAGCAUUUACAAUGUACAGAAUCACAGUGGCACUGACAAGUUUAAACUGUGUUGCUGACCCAAUUCUGUACUGUUUUGUAACUGAAACAGGGAGAUCUGAUAUGUGGAAUAUAUUUAAAUUGUGUGCUGGGAAGUGCAAUAGGUCACAAAGACAAAAGCAAGACAUAUUUUCUGUGUCCACCAGAGAUACUAUAGAAUUAGAGCUUAUGGAAUAGAUUAAAGAAUGGAGAGAGGUUAAGAUGAAUAAUAUUACAUAAUCAAAAUUACAUUUUGGAAAGGAAAUAUAGCAUGGGAGGAUCAACUGUUCCCGCCCAGUGGAAAUAUUUUAAAGAUACAUUGUACAACUGCUACCCUGUCUUUUAUUAAAUAGAAUUUUAAUAUUGUCUAAUAAGUUGGGAUCACAGUUGUGAAUGGCAGUUCUUUUUAUAUCUGUGCUAUAAUCCCUCACAGGCCUAUAGACUGCUAACCUUUAAAUGAACAACAUUCAAUCUGAUGGUUAUGAUUUUUAGUGCUCUAUUCACCAGUUCUCCCAUCUCUAUGAACCUGUCUCCAACAAUCCUAGCUACUAAGUAAUACUUCUAAUUUCAUUCAUUAACAAAUAUUGAAGCCAUUCCAUACACUGAAUUUUUCCAUUAAGUACAGGGGUUGUGGAAAAAAUAUUCUCAUGAAGCUUCAUGAAGUUCAUAUCCUUCUGGAAACUUAGUUCCAAGCUUAUACAUAAAGUAAAAGGAAAUGGGCUCUGAGUUUUGUUUAAAUUCCUUUAAAUGUAUAGCUGAAUGCUUGAUAAUUGAAAUGCUCAGAUAUUUAAAUCCAGACAGAGAUAUUUAUAGGAAAUCUUACACUCAUAGACUUCCUUUUGGCAUUAUGUAUGUAAAGAGUCUUGAUAUAAUGUAUUGUUGCAAAUCUUCAUUACGGAAUUUACUCUACCUCACUUUAGGUAGGCACGGGUAAGCAUUUCUCCAAACCAAAGAAUUGUUAAAGAGUUUUCUACCCUACUUUUCCCUUUACUCCUCCCUCUCUCUGUCUUAUCCAUUCUUUCCCCUUACACAAAACAAUCAGAUAGCAAGUGUCUUGAUACCAUUUUAGACACUUAUAUUAGAAAAUAAAAUCUUGAUAAUCACCAGGAGGAUUGAUACCCUUUUGAAAGAAUGUGUGAAUAAAUGACAGUAGGCUUUUCUUAACCUUCCGUGAUGAAGUGUGCACAGAAUAGAAGGCCAUCUUGCAUUGGAGCCACAUGUUCAAGCUCUGUUCAUUGCCAUUUUUCUGGUCAAAAUGCUUCCAGGGUAUUAAAACCUUCUGUCUGCACUCUGAAACACACACAUGCUUCAAGACUAAAGACAAUAUUAAAAUGAAGAGUAAUUAAAAUGGUUUUGACUGCUUGAUUAAUUACUGACAAACUUUUGGUAGCCUGUAAGAAUGCAUUUAAAGGUAAAAUAUCCAGAAAUAAUUUUGCCCACCAAAGAAAACUCAGAUGUAGAUUAAGAGUGAUGUCAGGCUCACACAGAGCCAAACCCUAAACCCAAGAAUCCUGAGCUCCCUCCAGACUUGAUUUCUUUUUUAUGGUAUUUAAAAAAUAAUUUUACCAUUUCUUUAUGCAUCAUGCUGGGCUAUAGGUAUAGCUGUUAAGUUAGGUCAAGAAAGAAGGGGACCUGAAAGUUAUUUCACAAAUUUAUGCUUCUAGGUUGAACAGAAUCAAUGUUGGAGAGUUAACCAUUGAAAUAAAAAAAAAAUGGUUUCUAAGUUCUUCAUUAAGAUUUCACAUUAAACCAAAAUCUAUGAGGGAGAAGAGCUCCUAGAUGUCAUUACCUUGCACUUUGUUGGAAAAAUAUCUAGAAUGUCAAUUCCUUCUCUUACUAGUUGUUUGGAAAAAAGCAAUGAUUUCUCCAAAGCUUGCUUUCUAUAAAAUGCAGAAAAAUAGCAGCACCCACUUUUAACAAGUAGACAGGAAAACACUGUGUACUGUUGUGAGCUGUCUAAAUUUUUAGUAGUAGUAGUUAUUAUCAUCCUUAUCAGGAUUAUGGACCUCUACAGCAAUGUGAACUUGUAGGCUCUGGCUUCAGGAUGCUGUUGCUGUAGUUAUAUACUCCUGAUGGUUAAACACAUGCAUUAAGACAA